Messenger RNA from Setaria italica (foxtail millet), 1334 nucleotides. Its product is annotated as PRA1 family protein E. Lineage: Eukaryota; Viridiplantae; Streptophyta; Magnoliopsida; Poales; Poaceae. Gene Ontology annotation, cellular component: endoplasmic reticulum; Golgi apparatus. Gene Ontology annotation, biological process: vesicle-mediated transport. The coding region runs from base 184 to 1011 and encodes 275 amino acids. The record is from RefSeq and is a predicted model, not a curated record. The transcript has a single exon.
AGAGCUCGUUUCCUUCUCUUUUUCCAGCGAAUCACACCGCCGCGCAAUCAUCCCAAUUCCCUCCCUCGAGUCGUGGGUAAAUCAAGGACUCAAACCAGCUCAGCGUGCGUGGCCGCGUCGUAUUCUUCUCCCCACCUUUCCCCAACCUCCUCCUCCCUCCAGCAAAUCCGAUCUCCCCCGACCAUGCGCAACUCCGCCGCCGCCCAGCCCCCUCCCCCCGCCGCCAUGUACGGCUCCGUACCCGCCUACGUCGCGCCGGCCUCUUCCGCCCCCGCCGGCGGCGGGUACACCUACCCGGCGCCCUCCUCCUCCGGCGGCAGCGCCGCCUACGCCAAGAUCCCCGCCUACCCCGCGCCCCCGUCGGCCUACCCCAACCCUCCCCCGCCACAGGUCUCCACCCAGGCGGGCCCGAUCCACGACCCCACGGCGCCGCCGUCCCCGCUGACCAAGGCGGCCGAGCUCGUCACGCGGUUCCGCGAGCAGGGCCAGGCGCUCAUCGCGGCGCGCCGCCCCUGGGCCGAGGUCCUCCGCGCGCCGGCCUUCUCCAAGCCGCCCUCCCUCGGGGAGGCGCUCGCCCGGAUGCGCCGCAACACCGCCUACUUCCGCGCCAACUACGCGCUGGCCGUGCUCGCCGUCGUCGCGGCCUCGCUGCUCUGGCACCCCGGCACGCUCUUCGCGCUCCUCUUCCUCUGCGCCGCCUGGUUCUUCCUCUACUUCGCGCGCCCCGCCCAGGGAGGGCAGCCGCUCAGGGUAUUCGGGGUGGAGUUCGACGACGGCACCGUCCUCGCCGCGCUCUGCGGCGUCACCGUCGUCGCCAUGCUCUUCACCAACGUCGGGUGGAACGUCGUCGGCUCCGUCAUGAUCGGGGGCACGCUGGUAGGCGCCCACGCCGCGCUGCGCUCCACCGACGACCUCUUCCUCACGGAGGAGGAGGCGGCCGGGAACGGCCUGGUGGCAGCCGGCAUGAGCGCCGCGGGGCCCAUCCUGCCCACCUACGUCCGCAUUGGUUGAUCCAGCGGCUGGCCAUGGUACGAUGACGGUUUCCAAGAUGCACUUUCGACCGGGCUGAUGUUAUUGCCUUAUUGGUUGCAAUCGCAGUUUCUUUGUAAUUACCAGGCUUAGCAGUUGGAUUUGAUCACGGAGUCUAAUAUUUGGUUGUCUUGUGGGUGUGUAAACAUGCUAGAUUUGCUUGUCAUAUCAUAUUUGUGGUGAGAUGCAAUGGUGCUAUGAACAUAUGAAGCCAUUGCUAGAUUCAGUUGGUGAUUGGUAUGGUGUUCAUAUGUGAAUCUGUUAUAUCUGAGAAUGAUAAUUGCAAUUUUGCCUGCACAUUCUAA